This is a messenger RNA of Anoplopoma fimbria (sablefish), 4411 nucleotides long. It is a transcript of the gene thrb, whose product is annotated as thyroid hormone receptor beta. The transcript has 11 exons. The record is from RefSeq and is a predicted model, not a curated record. Gene Ontology annotation, molecular function: nuclear receptor activity; RNA polymerase II cis-regulatory region sequence-specific DNA binding; zinc ion binding. The coding region runs from base 509 to 1696 and encodes 395 amino acids. Gene Ontology annotation, biological process: thyroid hormone receptor signaling pathway; negative regulation of transcription by RNA polymerase II; cell differentiation. NCBI's taxonomy places the organism in Eukaryota, Metazoa, Chordata, Actinopteri, Perciformes, Anoplopomatidae.
UCUGCUCUCUGAUUCCCCGUAGCGAUCAGUCGGAGCGCUACAUGUGUCAGUUUCGUUACUGUGUUUAUUUCUCGGCUCAAUGUAGAAGUUUUUUUUUUAUUUAAUUUUUUAUUUAAUCGUUUUUUUCCCAAUGCCUACCAGCGCACACACAGACUCCCACAGCCGCAUGCACUGGUAGUCCACACUACACUCACCCAGCACAGACACGGUGCACACGCCUGAUAUAUGCACUAGAGCGGGUCAUUUCAGGUUAAACUGGCGCUGUGUCCCGUCCAGUGGAACCGACGGAGAUCACCACUGGUUCCAGUUGAGGAGGAAUGCACAUGCACUGGGACUCCAAGUAAUAUUGGAUAGGAGCUUCGUCUUGCAUAUGCGGUGUUUCUUUCGGGGAGCUCAGCAGCUCCUCAGCGCUGCCUGGAGUCAGACUUCACCACUUCCUCUGCUAGGUAGGUACCCAGAUGUCUGAGGAGGCUCUGAGGAUGACGUCUUGGCCUUGAACCCCACCAGUAUGUCAGAGCCAGCAGAAAAUUGCUCCCCCGGCUGGAAAGAUGAGGCCAUUCAAAAUGGGUACAUUCCAAGCUACCUAGACAAGGAUGAGCUAUGUGUAGUGUGCGGGGACAAAGCCACGGGCUAUCACUAUCGCUGCAUUACCUGUGAAGGUUGCAAGGGUUUCUUCAGGCGGACAAUCCAGAAGAAUCUCAACCCGACCUACGCUUGUAAGUACGAGGGGAAAUGUGUCAUCGACAAAGUGACCAGAAACCAGUGCCAGGAAUGUCGCUUCAAGAAGUGCAUCGUGGUGGGAAUGGCGACCGACUUGGUGUUGGACGACAGCAAGAGGCUAGCCAAGCGGAAACUAAUCGAGGAGAACCGGGAGCGUCGUCGGAAGGAGGAGCUCCAGAAGACGGUGUUGGACCGACAGGAGCCCACGCAGGAGGAGUGGGACCUCAUCCGCAUGGUGACGGAGGCCCAUAUGUCCACGAACGCGCAGGGAAACCACUGGAAGCAGAAACGGAAAUUCCUGAGUGCAGCGGGGGUGAAGGAAACUAAGCCCGAGGAUAUUGGUCAAGCAUCCAUGGUCAAUACGCCUGAAGGAAACAAAGUGGAUAUAGAAGCCUUCAGUCAGUUUACAAAAAUUAUCACCCCUGCCAUAACCCGAGUGGUGGACUUUGCCAAAAAACUGCCAAUGUUUUGUGAGCUGCCUUGUGAAGACCAGAUCAUCCUGUUGAAAGGCUGCUGCAUGGAGAUCAUGUCACUGCGAGCUGCCGUUCGCUAUGAUUCGGAGAGCGAGACCCUCACGCUCAACGGCGAGAUGGCAGUCACGCGAGGUCAGCUUAAGAACGGAGGAUUGGGCGUAGUGUCUGAUGCCAUCUUUGACCUUGGCGUGUCGCUCUCCUCCUUCAACUUGGAUGAUUCGGAGGUGGCUCUCCUACAGGCGGUCAUCCUGCUUUCAUCUGAUCGGCCAGGCCUGAGUAACGUGGAGCAAAUCGAACGCUGCCAGGAGGAGUUCCUGCUGGCCUUUGAACAUUACAUCAACUACCGCAAACACAAAGUGGCACAUUUCUGGCCCAAGCUGCUAAUGAAGGUGACGGACCUGAGGAUGAUCGGCGCCUGCCACGCCAGCCGAUUCCUUCACAUGAAAGUGGAGUGUCCCACCGAGCUAUUCCCUCCUCUCUUCCUGGAGGUCUUCGAGGACUGACCAAUGGAUUUUAGUAUAUAUGUGUGUGCGUGUGUGCGUGCAUGUAUGUGUGUGUGUAUGUAUGUGUGUGCAUACGUCAGCGCCUGGGUCACCCUGGUGGUUUCAGGGGUGGAACCAGCAGAAGGCCCGUCACAAUGAACCUUCUAUUAGCACUACUGAGUGUCACUUCAUUCCAUAGAUUAGGAGUAGCUCUCUGGUGUAGUUUUGGAUGCAACCAUUCCUUACAGUGCGGGUACAUGUGAAUAGCAUUUUGUUUCUUUUAUUUUGGUUUGUUUUGUUGUUGUCAUUGUUGUGGAUAUAACCUCUCACCUCGGAUUUUAUUAUAGUUUUUUUUUGAUGAUUGUACAGUUGGCAUAAUGGUGAUUUUAUCAGCACUUGCUCAUUCAUUAGAAACCAUACAAAUGUUGUAUUUUCCUAACUUUAUGUUGAAAAACGAAAAAUGGCUGCUCACCUGAUUCUCAUUGUCAGAGACCCGGCAGCCUUUCUCCCACCUACUCGACUUUAUUGGACCCAUUUGUUGGUCAUAUGGUGAGUCAUCCACAUGGUGAGUGUCUGAACUGUGCCUCACCAUCUUACUGUGACCUGACCCGUUAACAGCAACACUCACCCUCAUGGACAACAGCACACAGGCCUUUAUUAAGAAGCCACACAUCACAACGUUAAGUGGUAAUGCGGCGUUCCAGAAAUGUCGGAAAAAUCAGAAUUUGCAACAGAACAGAAACUCAAGGCAGAGCUCCGAUAAGGAAACCUGGGUAAGAUCUUGCUACAAUACCUUUUCUGAGUCAACAUUAUUUAAUGUCACAUUUAAGUGGCAGCAUACACAUUUAACACUACACAACAAUACUGUUUGAAAUCCUCAAAACCCACAGUAUUAGCAUAAUCCUGUCCAAUACCAGUUUCCUGUAGGUAGCUAAACAUGGAUGUUUGAAUGUGAAGCCUUGCAAACGUUGCUAAAUAUCAUAGACAACUUUAGCUGAUGCACUAAAACACAUUCGCCAUUUAAAAAAACAUCCAAUUUCUUUGAUUUAUUUUUGGAAAUGUAUGAAUUCUAGGUCACUUUGGACAAAAAAAGCAUCUGCCAAAUGACUGUAAACAAUGUUUAUCUGACACUCUGAAUAUGCAAGAAGGAUUUGUAAUUUUUUUUAAGUAAACAGCAUAGCUUUGACGCAUUGUAUGUUCUCAUUUGUAGAAAACGUCCAACCAAACUAAAAAAAUCUGGUAAUUCAAUCACCACUUAAUGGACAAAGCAUAUCUUCAAGGUUCUGAAAUGAUCAGGUCCACAUAACAGUUUUUCUGAAUUGAGGAGUAGAUGCUAACGGAGUAAACGAUUCAUAUUCUAGGAAAUGUUUAUGUUCACCAAUCAAAGAGAUAGAGACUGCAUGUCUAUAACGCACAUAUGUGACAUUGUUUUGAUUGUUUGGGCUUUUUAUUUAACAAAUGCAGAUCUGCAAAAAAUGACAUUUAUUCUAUGAAUUAUGUUAUAUUGAAUGUAAUCUCUUUGGAUUUUAAAGGAUUGGUUGGACAAACAAAACAAUCCUAACCCUUUAGGAGAUUGUGUUAGGCAUUUUUCCCCUUUUUCUUUGGAUAUUUUGUGAAACGAUGAUUAAUGGAGAAGAAUCAGUGCAUUAAUUGAUAAUUAAUUUAAUAGUUAGUUGAAUCCUAAACAAAACGAAAUUUUAUAAGCAGAAUGACAGAACUAUUGAUCCAUCGCCCUAAUACUCUGUCGUAGCUGCGUUUAAAAAUAAUAACAAAAUUCUUGCUUUUGUAAAUUCUUUUUGCCUUUAUUUUAACAGACAACCAUAGAAACACACAACUGUUGUAAAUUCCAGCCUACCUGCUGGUGAUUCAGACUUCCGACAUUUAAAGGAACGCAGCAGGAGUAUUAAAAUGAGCCUGUUCAUCAUUACCAGAGACCUGGGUCAGGACUAACUAAAGCACAUAAUGACACUGAUGUCAAGAAAAGACAAUCAUAUAGUACUUGUUUUUGUGUAACAAUGCCACAUGCUGUGCCAAAAUCAAGUAAAUGAUUCCCUCCUUAUUGAAUCCCUGCUGUGCUUGACCGGUUAUGCUAGUUGGUUCAUGCAGCUCACACAGUCUUACCCCUGACUUGUGUUUUAGUCCAUGAUCGCAGCUUCUACAGAAGAGUUUUAUGUGAUUCAUCUCGGCCAAGUUUCCUCACUAGUCCCACAUCCAAUGAAUUAAACUCCCUGAAAACGGGGCACUGUAUGAUAAAACAGUGAUGUCAUGGUGCUAUGGUGAGUUGGUGAAUUCGCUGAUUGAACUGUAUUGUUAUUUACAUGCAGGAAUGAACAUUAUCUGUUUGUAUAGCAGCCCACUACCCGCUUAUGAUGGCAUGCAUAUACUGUACACUAACACACAAACAUGUACAUAUACAGUGAAAACAGUAUACCUGUACACAUACUGUACACAUGCACAUGUAUGUAUGUGCAUAACACAUGGGUCAGACACCACCACUGUGACAAACCAGUGGGAUCUGGAGGCCCAAAAAAAAAACAGUAUGAUUCUUCAUCAGCAAGGUACAGUGAGAAAGCUGGUGAGAGUGUGAAAACGUAGAGCUCUUUCCUUUCUCUUAUUUCAGCCGGUAUGUUCUUUUCUUUUUUUUGUUGUUGUUCUAAAAGCCUCUCUAUGGUAUUGUCGUUUGCAUUGUGACAAACAGUUGCUCUGUAAAUCUCGCUUUUCUCAAGCUUCACACUA